AACAAUGGAGUCUCUGUUAUCACAAACACUAAACCAAGUAAUAGAUCCCACCCCGUCAGUUCUUCUUAUCACCAUCUCUCUUCUAGUUGUAGUCUACCUCAUCUCACAAUGGUUUAAACCGCUCUACCCUCCCGGUCCCAAAGGCCUACCCGUAAUUGGAAAUAUGCUAAUGAUGGACCAACUCACACACCAUGGUCUAGCCAAGCUAGCCCAUAAAUACGGUGGUUUGUUCCAUUUACGAAUGGGAUUUCGUCACGUGUUUGCCAUCACAUCACCUGACGUCGCUCGACAAGUCCUCCAAGUCCAAGACAUCAGCUUCUCGAACCGGCCCGUGAAUGUAGCCAUAAACUACUUAACCUACGAUCUAGCCGACAUGGCCUUCGCUCCUUACGGACCCUUUUGGAGAGAAAUGAGGAAAGUGUGCGUCAUGAAGGUGUUCAGCCGGAAACGGACCGAGUCAUGGGCCUCGGUCCGUGAAGAAGUAAACAAUAUGGUCCGGUCUUUUUCUAGCAACGUCGGUAAGCCCGUUAACGUUGGAGAGCUCAUUUUCACAUUGACACGGAACAUAACGUACCGAGCGGCGUUUGGUGCGGCCUGCGAGACAGAACAAGACGAGUUCAUAAGGAUCUUGCAAGAGUUCUCAAAGCUAUUUGGAGCAUUCAACAUCGCGGAUUUUAUACCGUUCCUAGGGUGGUUUGAUUUUCAAGGGAUAAACAAGAGGCUUGUUAAGGCUCGUAACGAUCUUGACGGGUUCAUCGAUGAAGUUAUCGAUGAGCAUAUGAAGAAGAGGGAGACUGUAAACGUUGAUGAAGAUACAGAUAUGGUGGAUGAUCUACUUGCGUUUUAUAGCGAGGAUUCAUCAACUAAUCGUAAUAAGAACACCGUAAAACUCACACGUGAUAAUAUCAAAGCCCUCGUCAUGGAUGUUAUGUUUGGAGGAACGGAGACAAUGGCGUCAGGGAUCGAAUGGGCUUUGACAGAGCUUCUACGUAACCCAGCUGAACUCAAACGGCUCCAACAAGAGCUCACCGAGGUCGUGGGUCUUGACCGACGCGUGGAUGAUACUCACCUCGAGCAACUAACAUUCCUAAAAUGCACACUCAAAGAAACCAUGAGACUCCACCCACCGAUCCCACUCAUCCUCCACGAGGCUAUUGAGGACAGAAAGCUCCAAGGCUUCUUUGUUCCCAAAGGCUCACGCUUGAUGAUCAAUGCCUUCGCUAUCGCACGUGACCCGAAGUUGUGGGUUGACCCGGAAGCGUUUCGACCUUCUAGGUUUAUGGAACCGGGUAUGCCUGAUUUCAUGGGGACUAACUUUGAGUUUAUACCCUUCGGGGCAGGUCGGAGAUCGUGUCCGGGAAUGCAACUUGGGCUUUAUGCGAUGGAGGUGGCUGUGGCUAACAUCAUUCACUGUUUCACGUGGAAGUUGCCUGACGGGAUGAAACCAAGUGAGCUCGACAUGAGCGACGUCAUGGGUCUUACCGCUCCCAGAGCCACGCGAUUGAUCGCAGUGCCUGACACGCGCCUCAUCUGUCCGGUGUAUCCUUGACCAUGGAGAGAGUUUUACUGCUCUAUUCAGGAUUAAUGGUUCAAAAGUUUUGUCUUCUCUCUUAAGAUCUUGCUAUCUUUAAAAAAAAUAUAUAUAUAUAUGUUUUUCCACAUUGGGCAUGCUUUGUUUUUUGUUCACAGGGGAUUUUCUUCCUCAAAAUGUAACUGUAA
Messenger RNA from Brassica oleracea var. oleracea, 1719 nucleotides. RefSeq names its product cytochrome P450 84A1-like. The transcript is spliced from 2 exons. NCBI's taxonomy places the organism in Eukaryota, Viridiplantae, Streptophyta, Magnoliopsida, Brassicales, Brassicaceae. Gene Ontology annotation, molecular function: iron ion binding; oxidoreductase activity, acting on paired donors, with incorporation or reduction of molecular oxygen; monooxygenase activity. The coding region runs from base 5 to 1549 and encodes 514 amino acids. Gene Ontology annotation, biological process: lignin biosynthetic process. The record is from RefSeq and is a predicted model, not a curated record.